AUUGCCACUUUCCAGUUACCACUUACCAGUUCUGCAUUCUGCUUCUGCAGUGCAGAUAUUUAUUGCUUAAAAUUUAUAAACGGAAAGUUGUUUCUCAAAUUUUAUAUAAUGAAGCAUACAAAUGAGAAAUUUGAUGUUGAACGGUAUUUUCUGGAUAUUUUGGACAAGGAUGAUAGCCUUUCAUCUGGCAUUGCCGCAAUCAAAACACUGUUGAUGGUUUUAGAGAAAACAAAGUUUGAUACUGUACAGGAGCUGCAUUCAACCAUCCAAGCAGCGGUACAAACCAUGCGGAAGACGGACAAACCAAUGACUUCGGUGGUGUCUGGAAGCGAGCUAUUUUCACGAUUCAUCACAUUGGCCAAGUUUGAUGAUAAAACCAUGGACGAGGUGCGGCAAAUUAUGUUAAGCAGGGGGAAGUUGUUCCUGGACAAAUUGCUGGAAAGUAGACACAUCAUUGCGAAGCAGGCUACAGGUUUCAUCAGCGACGGAUGUCGAAUUCUUACCCAUGCUCGUUCCAGAACCGUACGUGACACAUUGAUCCUAGCAGCCAAAAUGAACAAACGUUUUCAUGUUUACUGUACACAGAGUUUUCCAGACAAUCAAGGCGAACAGAUGCUUAAAGAACUGCAAGCGGAAGGAAUCGAGUGUACGCUAAUUCUGGACUCUGCCGUUGGUUACGUGAUGGAAACUGUCGAUCUGGUGUUUGUCGGUGCGGAAGGAGUUGUGGAAAGCGGUGGUAUAGUUAAUCGGGUCGGUACCGUCACGAUGGCAAUGUGCGCACGAGAAAUGAAGAAACCUUUCUACGUGCUUGUCGAAAGUUUUAAGUUCAACCGGAUGUAUCCUUUGAAUCAGCGAGAUUUACCGAAUGAUUACAAGUAUUCGAAAAAGAAUCUCGCCGACAUCGCUAAAGCGCAUCCACUCGUAGAUUAUACACCACCUCUAUACAUUACGCUUCUUUUCACCGAUCUAGGAAUUUUGACACCUUCAGCUGUUAGCGACGAAUUGAUAAAACUUUAUUUAUAAUACUUGUGGAAUGAAAAUGUAUUUAAAAAAUAAUUAAAAUCAGACAUUCGAUUUUGUCUAUCUAAAACAAUUGGCCUGAAAAUGCUUAGCUGCUGAACUAAAGUUACAAAAAAUGUUUCAACCGUUAAAAAAAAUCUAAAAUAAUUAAACAGACUUUUUACAAAGGAAAAAGUGAGCUUGAGUUUUGAGAGAAAACAUAUUUAUUUUUUGCAAAAUUACAAAUAACGUUUAAAAUUAUAAUCUGACUAUAAAACGAUAGAUACCGGAGCAAAAGUUAUUUUUUUACCUUUGUUUUGUGAUGUGAGCUUGAAAAUGGUUCACUGGAAACGAAAAUCUAAGCGAGUGUUUAUUAAAUGUUGAGGAUAACAGCGUAAAUGUUGACAUGUGAUUUCAUUAAAACGGCAUGGUUUCGACCAAACAACUGUAUUU
This is a messenger RNA of Sabethes cyaneus, 1452 nucleotides long. RefSeq names its product translation initiation factor eIF-2B subunit alpha (gene eIF2Balpha). The transcript has 5 exons. Bases 109 to 1023 code for a protein of 304 amino acids. Lineage: Eukaryota; Metazoa; Arthropoda; Insecta; Diptera; Culicidae. Gene Ontology annotation, molecular function: guanyl-nucleotide exchange factor activity; translation initiation factor activity. Gene Ontology annotation, biological process: translational initiation. Gene Ontology annotation, cellular component: eukaryotic translation initiation factor 2B complex. The record is from RefSeq and is a predicted model, not a curated record.